Periophthalmus magnuspinnatus is the source of this 6348-nucleotide messenger RNA. RefSeq names its product forkhead box O4 (gene foxo4). The record is from RefSeq and is a predicted model, not a curated record. Lineage: Eukaryota; Metazoa; Chordata; Actinopteri; Gobiiformes; Gobiidae. Gene Ontology annotation, biological process: regulation of transcription by RNA polymerase II. The transcript is spliced from 3 exons. Gene Ontology annotation, molecular function: DNA-binding transcription factor activity, RNA polymerase II-specific; RNA polymerase II cis-regulatory region sequence-specific DNA binding. The coding region runs from base 1484 to 3415 and encodes 643 amino acids. Gene Ontology annotation, cellular component: nucleus.
GCGCAUGCGCACAUCGUGUUGCCUGACAGUGGUAAACAGACGUCAGAAGGGAGUCUUCGCCUCGAGUCAAAACAAAACAAAACAAGUCAAAAUCGGCAUAGAAGUGGACGACGGGAUAAAAUCUGUGAAUAUAAGUUUAACAAAUCUGACCAGUGGAGAAAGACUACUACUUGGAGGAAGUUUGUGAGGUGUUUUUCGAGUUUUUUCGCGGAAUGCAAACUCUGGAGUAGCAGGAGCUUAAGCGGCUAACAUUACCGCGGCUAUCGUGCUCUUUUCAAACUGCGGCGAUUGACGACCAAAAGCGCUGGGAAGAGGCCCCAAUUUACUUAACACUCUCACGAACACCGUAUACUUUUGAGACGUGGACACGGAGAAGAACCAAACAGAGGUCUUCAGUCGAAAUGCUUUUCUAAGUGCUUCUUGGCGCAUCGUGCCGCGGCAGAGUGGAGAAACAUGGCAGAUGGUGACAUGCGCCCGUUCGCAAUGUGGCGGAUUGUACAGACCUGAGACACGGACUGGUUAUGCGGACUACAUCGAAGAUUCAUACCUGUAUCUCUUGAGUAGAUAUUUACUUAUUUAUGAGGGUGCACUCAGGCUGAAUGCAACUGUUUUUAAAAUACUUUGUUUUUAGCUAAUUCAUGGGUUUCAUCUUAUGACAGUUGUUAUCCGUGGUUAUAGCACUGAAGCAAUUCACAUCAAAAUAUUAUAUCUUUUGAAUGGGGAAAGGUCCUCACUGGGUUCUUACAGUCCGUUAAAUCAGGAAGGACGUGUUUGUCUGAAACCCAUGAAUACACCAGACAUUUCAUAGUAACACAUUGCUAAUACCCGUUCUGCCCCAUCCAUACCACACUGUGGGUUUUCUUAUUUUUUCUUCGUGGAAUUUAAAGUUAAGUUACUGACAGACAGACCAGACAUAGAGUUGUUUACAAGUGGAGUCUGACUGGGGCACCCCUGAGAAGCUCCUUUGUAACAGUAGCCAGCUAAUCCUUGUUAGACCGCUCUGUACUGUACAAAUAUCCUACUUCUUAGUUUUUCUAGGGGGGGAAACUAAUCAUUUUUAGACAAAUUUUUUAACUAAAUUUUAUUGUUCAUUUAAUUCAACUUUGGAUAUUUUUUUUGGAUAUUCUUCUUUUUUCUGUAAGAAGUGGCAGUGGCUGACACUUUUACAUUCAUUUGAUGUGAGCCUAAACCAUCCAGAUGGGCGUUUCCAUAGUUGCUGUUUAUUUUAUUCAAACAAAGAGACUCUUACACUCUAUAUAGGAAGCUUUAUGAUAGUUACUAUUAAGGAGAUUAUUUGGGUUCCCUAAUCUCCAAUCUGAGGAUUAACCGGAGCGAUUGGUGUGGUCAGAUUAUUACGUCUCUUUUCGUGGACCCAUUGUUUACAUCCAUCACUAAACCAUACUUUUUUAUGCUCUUCAUAAUUAUAGGUACAUGUUUUGAGUGACUUCUACUUUUAAAUUAGGAGGAAUUAUAUUGGACUGUCAUGGAGGAGUCAAACACGCCCCAGAUUGACCCAGAUUUUGAGCCCCAAAGUAGACCACGGUCAUGCACGUGGCCACUACCCAGACCGGACAUCUCGGUGGUAAAAGCCGAAGGCACAGAAGGGAGUGAGUCCGCUACCGGUACCCCACCCGCGGAUGAGGACAAGCCUGAGGCACAGCAAAUCACACCUGAAUAUGAAAAGUCAGCGGUGGCAGCAGAGGGUGGGCUUGUGUCCAGCGCGGGAGGGGGCACAGCAACACCCCGAAAAGGGUCAUCACGCCGCAACGCGUGGGGAAACCAGAGCUACGCAGAUCUGAUUAGUCAGGCAAUUGAGAACUCACCUGAGAAGAGGCUUACCCUGGCCCAGAUCUAUGAGUGGAUGGUGAAAACAGUGCCUUAUUUUAGAGACAAAGGAGACAGCAAUAGCUCUGCAGGCUGGAAGAAUUCAAUCCGGCAUAAUUUAUCACUCCACAACAAGUUUUUGAGAGUGCACAAUGAGUCAACUGGAAAAAGCUCAUGGUGGAUGCUCAACCCAGAAGGAGGUAAAACUGGCAAAGCUCCUCGGCGCAGAGCAGCAUCCAUGGACAACAGCAGCAAGCUACUGAAGAGCCGCAUGCGUGCAAAGCAAACCAAGAAGCAGGCAGUUGCCUCAGGCUUGUCUAGUUCUGGGGCAACGCUGCAGACGGAGGGUAAUGGAGCCUCAGCACGAUCUGACAGUCCAAACUCCUCCCAACAGUUUUCCAAAUGGGGAGUGAACAGCAAUAGCCCAUCAUCCCGGGGCAGUCUGGACGAUGCAGACAUGUGGACCACCUUCAGACCCCGCACCAGCUCUAAUGCUAGCACACUGAGUGGCCGCCUGUCUCCCAUCGCACCAGGACAGGAAGAGGAUGAUAACCUGCCUGAUGACAGCCUUUUGGGGCGAUAUGCGACCCCGACUCUUACAGAGACCUUAAUGGAGGAAUUGGACCUGAUUGAUGGCCUUACUUUGAUGAGUGCUCAAGGAGGAGCCAGUCCCAGCACUGCCCCCCCUGCACCCCCCACGCCUCUGCCCUCUGCCUCCACUCUGUUGCCCCGGGGGUCUAGCUUCUCCUCAUUUCACCAGCGGCAAGCCUCCAGUCUCUCACAGGCCACCCCUCACAGCAAUACCUCUGUUGCAGUUUCCCAGUGUGGCCCCAGCAGCAAAGAGCCCUCAUUCAGCAACUCCCUGUUCAAUCCCUUGUCCAACUCUAUUCCCAGCUCAAUGUCCAGCUCCUCCCGAGGCAGUAAUCACUACAGUGGCCAUGUCCCAUCGAGUCUGGAGGCACUACUAACAUCAGACUCUCCCCCGCCUGCUGAGGUCCUCCUGUCUCAAGUGGACCCUCUCAUGCAGAGUCCUGGGGGUGUGGGGCUGAUGGGUCUGGGCUCAUCUAUGGUGGGGGUCCGGAACAAAGCCUCACUUGGGCCAUUGUUGAUGGGAAAGGGUUUGGAACCCAACACUGUGACCCCCAUGGCCCUUCAGAUGCAGUCACAAACACAUCACCUUCACCAACAGCAGCAGCACCACCAUCCUGCUAUAGGACUAAACAUGGCUAUGCUUUCAGGCCUGUCCCCAGAUACACCCCACCACUCAGGCCCUAAAGCGCAGCACAGUGGUGUAUCUGCAGUGGGUUCUCAUCAUCAGGGUGCUGUCCCUACAGCUAAUCCAAACAUGGGCCUACAGGGGAUGGGUCAGUUUGGUGCACCCACCUGCUUCCAGAACGCACCAGAUCGACUGCCAACAGACUUGGACAUUGACAUGUUCACCGAAAACCUGGAUUGUGAUGUGGACUACAUCAUCAACACUGACCUCAUGGAUGGCAUUGACUUCAACUUUGACCCCAUUCUCCCAGAGACCCAAGGCUACACAGGGCCUGCCUCCACACAGGGCUCCUCCCACAACUGGGUGCCCAGCUAAGUCUUCAUCAGGUUGCACCUACAAGCCAGGCAAUGAUCUUCAUUUAUAAUGUCAGAUAAUGACAACAUAAAUGGUGCAUUGAUCAUCCCCACUGGCUGAAGAUAUCUUCAACAAAGUCAGACCUCACCAUUGCCAUGUGCCAAGACAUGCAGAAGACAGGGAGGAGUCCCAAGCUUCUCUGCAUAAUGUCUUAGUAUUUGGAUUGGCACCUGGACAUCUCUUCUUUUGUAAUCUAUUUUACAUUUUGUCUAAAGUAGACAAAGACAAAUUGACUCUGUCUUUUGGGGGUUAGGCACUUCCAUGGUAUUGAACCCUAAAAGCUUUACAGAAGAAAUGGUACCUCUGAAUCCAUGGUUGUACACGGCAUGGAAGUGGCUUGUUUUCUGUUAAGUUGAAUUAUUGAUCAAAAGCAGAAUGACCGCAAUGCUUCACUUCCUUUGUCCAAAGAUAUUUCAUUGAUGUCACAAGUGAAGAUCGUGGUGGUCCAUAGACUGUGAUGAGACAGUCAGAGGCAUUUACCUGCAAUAUAGCAGUGGCUACAAAUCUCUGUCCAUAUGGAAUUUGAUGUGUGAUUUGAUUUUUUUUUCUGAUGAUAAGGUUUAAAAUAGUACAUUUAAAGGUCCUGUAUUAUGUUAAACAGACUUUUUGAGCAUUUAGUACUCACCAUGAUCAUUUAGAUUGUCCCUGAGCUUCAAAAGCUCUGUUCCGCUGGUUUACAUAAUAGUCUAUGUAACCUGGUGUAAAUUGUGCGCCUGUAUGUUUUGUUCUCACUCACCUCAUCAAUCUCAGAUGGAUCUAAUAAGCUAAUUUGUAGCUUAUGACUAAUGUUUUUAUCUCAUGUAGUCUCAUUGGCCAAAAAACAACUGAUGUUGAUAGUUAAUUGUUAUUGGUAAAUAUUUCUCGAUCAUGUUAUUAAACAUGAAAUAGCCACGUGUCUAAAUUUGUCUAAAAGCCUGAAUAUCAUGUAAUAGAGGACCCUUAAUGUUGACAAUGGUAUGUAUUUGCAGACAUUUUUGCUACAAUCCAGUGUGUUAAAUGGGUGGGUCAGUCAGAGGAAGUUUGAAGCCUUAAGGGGCAGUUCAAGUAACAAAAUGAAGUAAAGUGAUUUCUGAAUUACAAAAUUGGGCAUUUUUAGGUACAGUUAUUUAACUAUGGUAUGGGUGAUAAGUUGGCCAAGUAUUAUGUUGUCUGAGACAGCAGUCCAGCUUCUUUGUCAAAUGUUCUACCUAAUAUUUUAUACUUUUCAAAGAGUCUGUGCAUUUUCAAAGCACUUAGGUUCCCUGCUUCACAGGGUCCCCACAUCCAGGUUAAACCAUUUCACAAGAGUUUAAAUCCUGUAUGCAUAUUAUGUACACCUUGCACAUGUACUUAAAAUGUCUUUCUAUGCAGAUUUAUCAGGAGAACAUUCUCGAAUCCUGAAGUAUCCUGAUAUUAGUGGAGCAAGGGUGCUGCAUGAUACAAUAUCCUUACAUUUUGAUUACUGAAUACUAACUUUCAAGAAAUUUAUAGUGUGCGAUGGACAAAAAGAAUAUAUUUGAUUAUAGUUUUAAUAUACAAUUUAGAUUGAGCGCAUCAACGAGAUAUUAGAAAAUAUAAAUAUAUUACUAAUGACAUGUUUUUUUUACAUUCUAUACAACAUUUUAACGGUAAUUUUCUAUACUUUAUUUUUGUAAAGGAUGAGAUGCAUGUACAUUUUUACAUAACCAAAGGAACACUACUGUAUUUGCAUGGCAAUUAGGGAGUGCUUCAGCCUGUCACAACAAACUUAAGAGUAGUACAAUUGUGAAUCAAAAUAUGACUGUUAAAAUUCCCAAACUGUGCUUCUGAAUGAUUUUUUUUCCUUACACCAAGAAUCUCUAGAAAAGACAGCCUUAAAGGGUAAAACUUAAUCUCAAAAGAAGCUGAGGUGCCUUUCGUGGUCACCCCAAGAGGCAGGAAAUCAGGUCGUAUUAGAAUUGAUUAAAUAUUUAUUGUUUUAUUUUCAGUCAAGGCUGGCUGGGAGUCUCGACUCUCAAUUUUCCUCAAAAGUGUUGUUGGGAAACUCUCCCUGCUCUGUACAUUGCUUGUUUUUUGUUUUAUCUCUUGACUGCCAAUGUUUGAACACUAUAGCAUGUUAACUCUGUAAUAGGUUUAAUUUUGCCCUCUUCUCCUUUAAAACACAUUUUGUUGUUUGUAAUUUUCUCAAAGGGUCAUGCCCUAUAAGUUCUCUCAAGUUAUGCUCUUCAUAAUCAUUGUUUUACUGUAGCUUUGUGAAUACGUUUUGUGUUAAGCACUCUUCUUUUUCACUGAUUUUAUUACUGGUGCUAGGGCUGUCUCAGAGUACACCAUGAUCACCAUGAUGCAAUGGGUAUUUUAUUUACCAAGGUUACUAAGAGUUACCUGCCUAAGCACAAAAUGUAAUUUGAUGUUCAUUCAGAAAUUAGCAGACAAUAAUUAGUCCAUUUUAUCUUUUCAUUGUUUCUCCUUUAAUAGAUAUAUAUCAAAUAUUUCUCCAGAUUAAUGGUAUAAAAAUUAAAAACAAUUUAAAGUGCAUGGAUUUUUUUUUUUAUUAGGACAUUUUAGGAAAAUGUGCAAUUGAUUGUUUAGAAAACCUUUGCAGAAAAAUUGCCUAUCUACUGCAUAAAAUCAGGCAGGUGUAAUGUUUUACAUAUAUUUUUUCCUUUUUAAAGUAGAUUAUGUUAACCCCCAUGUGUAAUGCAUAUAAUGAGUAAUAGCCCUUUUUGACAGCAUUUUAAUCAUUUCAAAGGGUUUCUAAUUUUCUUUUCUGUGGGUGGGUGGGGCUUAAUGUGCAGAAGCCAAUAAGGUUCAUGACUUUGUUUAUAGUUUUUCACCCUAAUCCUAACCCUCGCCUGACCAGAUGUUUUUAAUUUUUACAAAAUAUAAAGUCAGUCGGAAAUAACAGAAGACAUUAAUUCAAUAAACUCAAUAAACCA